AAUAUUCUUUUUUUCUCUUAUCCUGUUCAGACUCAAUUCCUACAGUCAAAAUUUUAAGUCCACGCCGAGAAAAUCGUAAUAAAUCCCGAUAACAUAAUAAACGAAGCCAGUUUGGCUAAUACGACUCGAUCAUGGCGGAACACAAAGAAAAGAAGAGAAAACGUGGCGAGGAUGCUAAUUCGCGACCGAAGAAAAAGGUAGCUAUUCAAGAUUCACAGCCGACACAAUCUAGCAUCGUGAAGGUCUCAUCUAUCCAGCAAGCGAAGACAUGCCCGCCGGUGAUAGCAACGUCGCCUGGUCUUUGUCUUCCCGAUUCUGUGAAAUUCCAAGCCUAUACCAAACCACAACCCUCCAGUGCAAAACGAAGCAAGCGAGCCGAACCUCUAAACCUCAUGUUACAUUCCUCCUCUCAUAGCAAGUUAGAUUAUACAGCAAAGGAAGAAGGUCCUGGUGGUCGAGAGUCGCAUCUCAAGCAUUACAUUGCAGUCUUCGAUCCGAGCAAUGGCAAGUUAGCUGUAAUAGAAGCCAAGAAAAUGGCAGUCCGAGGUGUAGUUCGGACACAAAAACCUCCCGAGGAAGACACUUCAGAAAGACAGGCUUCUAAGACAAUGAUGGAACUUCGUAACAAUCUUGGUGAGGCAUUCGGAACCAAGAAGGCAAAGAAGGCUCUUGCUGCAAUUACCGAAAAUGCAAUCGCUCCGGAGAGAGCCGUGGCCGAGGCGGGCAGAAACCCUCAGAAACUUAGCAAUUCUUCCCAAGCGUUAAUGGAGUCUAUAAACGAUGUCACAUCAGGAAUGGCGUCUAAAGAAGAUCUUCAAGCAGCCGCUGAUGCAGCGAAACCAGUACCCCCUGGAAACUUCGAAGCUCAAGAGAUCCAGGACGUAUACACACUCGAAGAGCUUAUUGGAGGCGAGAUCUUGAACUCCAUUCCCAUCCAAGACUGGCGGGAUCAGCUUAAGAAGGGAACAAGCGUGCCAAUGCCAACUCAAUUCAUUGCGAGGCGACUUGUGCCUAUCAACGAAGGGCCGAAUCCGGUACACAGAUUACGAGCCCUUCGAUACCUAGACUUCCUCAUCAAAUUUACCAAGAGCAGCAGGCCAGGAAAGGAGAGAGGUACUAGGCGAAUUCCACCGAGGGAUAAAUUACGAGAGAUAUUAAAACCAGCACCAGAACCUGUCGUCGAGAAUAUUAGACGCAAGUUCUCGUCUAAUGGAGAGAUGAGGAAAUUCCACACCGACCUAACAUACACUUACUGUUGUGCCCUUGCGGCAGUCUUAGCCAAUUUCAGCUUCGAUACAGCUAGCAUCCGAUAUGAUCUUGGACUUGACGAGAAACAAUUCGCUCAAUACUUCCGCGAGAUUGGUGGCAAGGUUAAAAAUGCAAAGGGAGCAGAGAAAGGCACACAUGUGCAAGUGGCGGUCUUGGCGCUGCCGCUAGAAUUCCCGAAGGUCAGAUAUCAACGUCCACGCGGACGUUAAUACGUUUUAGUUUUCGGAUAUUGCAUUUCUCAUCAACGGCGUUGACUGUAUUGCAGUCUCUUUUAAGGCGGGCAAGGAACCUAAUAUUUGUCGACAGAUCGAUAGGGAGGAACCGUACGCAGUCACGAUCAGCGAGGACUGCUAGCGAAAGCAGUUUUAGUAAGAUGCUUCUUAAGGGAAGGGUAGUCCGUAGAUUACUCUUUCUGUGGCUAUUGCGCAAAAUUACACAUUUUUACUAAUGCUUCAGCCAGCUCAAGCUAGGAGCCAAUUCGCCAUAAGUGAUUUCUUAACUAGAACGUCGCCGUUAUUUUAACCCAUACGUCCGGUAGUUAUGUAUUUCGCCUUCCCUAAUCCGAUUAGAUACCGAUGAAGUGGAUUUAGCGGGAAGGGUCCGCUCCGCCGCCAACGGCCCCUAACCGGCGCAAAACUAAACCAAGACGGAGCCAGCCUACACAUUCCCGGGAAAUCAUUACCAGCUACUAG
Molecule: messenger RNA, 1961 nt
Organism: Hypoxylon trugodes
Lineage: Eukaryota; Fungi; Ascomycota; Sordariomycetes; Xylariales; Hypoxylaceae
Product: RNA polymerase I associated factor, A49-like protein
Exons: 3
Coding region: 132-1478 (448 amino acids)
Biological process (GO): RNA polymerase I preinitiation complex assembly; nucleolar large rRNA transcription by RNA polymerase I; transcription elongation by RNA polymerase I
Cellular component (GO): RNA polymerase I complex
Molecular function (GO): DNA binding
Source: RefSeq, a predicted model, not a curated record